Messenger RNA from Rhagoletis pomonella (apple maggot), 1030 nucleotides. RefSeq lists its product as uncharacterized. The transcript has 2 exons. NCBI's taxonomy places the organism in Eukaryota, Metazoa, Arthropoda, Insecta, Diptera, Tephritidae. The record is from RefSeq and is a predicted model, not a curated record. Bases 191 to 931 code for a protein of 246 amino acids.
UAAUCAUAAUUUGAUUUCAGUUGUUUAAAUAUAUUAAACAAGUGCAGGGAUUUCGAGACUGCGGAAGUUGCCGCAUGCUUAUUUGACACGCGCUUGACACUAACUGAUGUGCGGUGGCCUACCUGGUACGCUUUGCUAACACAGCUCCUCAAGUACAAGCACAAAAUAGAUGAGUUGUGCAUUUCUCUAAAUGUUCCCAAUUUUACAAAAAAACGAAAUUCAGUACUUGGAAGAUUUUUGCAUGAUACUAAAGCCAAUAGCAGAUGCUUUGGAGUUCCUGCAGCAAGAUAAUUAUUUGUAUUAUGGCUACUUUCUUCCCACCCUGGUUACAAUCAAAGUCAAAUUGAAAAAGUUGCACGAGUGCAGACGUAUAAAACACUUGCACGCUGUAGCACAACAAAUGAGCGAUGCUUUAUCGAAUCGUUUUGGAAAAUAUUUCGAAAUGGAUUCUGACUGCAACGAUGCCAUAAUUGCGGCAAUAGUAUGCCCGGCCGUUAAAAUGCGCUUUGUGGAAGCUUUGCGUGAAUCCGCAGCGCAUGUUACUACGGAAACGCUUGCGCAGCUUUUUGUGGAUUAUGCGCAAGAGUUUUACGUAGCCGAAAUUAAGCAGCGUCCACCAUCCGUAGAUUCCUUCCUUUGUUUUACUGCGGAUGAUAAUGAAGAUUUCUCCACAGAAAAUUGCCCAACCGUCGUUAUACGCAAAGAGUUGACAGGUUACUUGCAUGAUGAGGACAAAACUUUGGCUUGUUUAGAUCGUUAUCCACUAGUUAAACAAGUUUUUCAUAAAUACAACACCUUGCCGCCAACUUCAAUGGCGCUGGAAAAUUUCUUCCAAACUUUCUUGAAUGUGCUUAAUGGACAAAAAGAACAGUAUUUAAAUGAUGAGCAUUUCGAGCGGUUAGUCCUUACGAAGGCAAAUAAAAUUUUGUAAGAGUACUACUUAAAUUAAUUCAGCGUCUAAAUGUUGGAUUUGAGCAUCAAAAUAUUGUGUAUUAAUCUAAUAAAAAUAAAUGCAUAUGUAGUUUAAAAU